AUUCCUGCUGUUCAAGCUCAGUUUCUGCUCAUGUAUCGAUGAGUGAAGGUUGAGUAUUGUAGAUAUGAUUAUUUUGUAUUUUCGUGAUGUGACAUUUCUCUGGUGAAAAAUAAUAAAAAUGCAAUCGAAACGAUUAGUGAUACAAUGUCUUUGGACUAUGACAAUAUUCGUAUUAGUAACGGGUAGAAUUCACAAACUUGAAAUACGGAAAGAUGUAAGGCGAUAUAUUUCUCUUAGUACCUUUGGUUUCUAUAAGGGAGGUACUCUCGAUGUAAAUUUAACAAACUUCAAAGCUGAACCUUUUGAUGAGAAUGCUGUGUUUGGAUUCAGUUUAGAUCGAACCUUGAGCGAUGCAAUGAAUCCUUAUUUAGACAGUCACCAAGAGAGAUGUGUGCUCCAAGACAUUUCGAGCGUCAAGCCGGAUUUCGAACAGAGAAAUGACAGCGCAGUCAUAUAUUUCACAAUGGACUUAAAGAACAAUGUGUUGAGAGUAAAUUGUAGUCGAAACGUACAUACCGCACAUAUUUACAAAGAUUCCAGCAAAAUAUUAGUUUUUCGAGAAAAAAGGGAUUCUUUUCCAAAUAGAUUUAGCGAUGCCGUUCUUUUUCCACGAAGAAAACGUUAUACUCCCUAUGAUAUCGAAAGACUCAAUGCCGAAGAUGAAUAUGAAUCCAGAUCGGAAAGUAGCGCUUGUUCUUUAAAUUUAUCAAUGACGGUACAGAUUGUAAAAGGAGAAAGAUAUUAUAAUACAAGUUUUGCUAUGUAUGUCGCUACUGAAGAAGAAGAGGGUCUUUAUAAUCUUCAUUUCCAUAACUGUCCAAAUUAUAAAUAUGAUUCUCAAGUUGCAUUGGAUUUCACGAUACAAAUAUCGGAAAUAAAUAGUGGAAAUUUUCUAAGUGCAGGAGAAAUGCCUUUACCAGCUCUUUAUUUUAUGAUGGCACUUUUAUUUUUUUUGUCAGGAUGUUUCUGGGUAUAUAUCCUUAAAAAGAGCAAGCAUCCAGUUUUUAAAAUUCAUUAUUUAAUGGCGGUUUUGGUAUAUCUAAAAUCAAUGUCAUUACUCUUCCAUGGAAUUAAUUAUCAUUUUAUUCAAACGAAAGGAGAACACGUUGCAGCUUGGGCAAUCUUAUAUUAUAUUACACACUUGUUAAAAGGAGCCGUACUUUUUAUAACAAUCGUAUUAAUUGGUACUGGGUGGACAUUUAUUAAACAUAUUUUAGCUGAUAAAGAUAAACUUUUUAUGAUCGCUAUUCCAUUACAAGUAUUAGCAAACGUGGCAGAAAUAAUAAUCGAAGAAAGUGAAGAAGGAGAUAUUGAAUACAAAACGUGGCGAGAUGUUUUUAUUCUUGUGGACUUGCUUUGUUGUGGUGCUAUUAUAUUUCCAGUAGUUUGGAGUAUUAAACACGUAGAAGAAGCUGCGCAUAUAGAUGGCAAGGCAGCUGUUAAUUUACGCAAACUUAAGCUUUUUAAACAUUUCUAUAUUAUGAUAUUUUCUUAUAUUUACUUUACAAGAAUUAUAGUGUACUUACUUAAGAUUACAGUACCUUUUCAAUAUGAAUGGUUAGAUGAAAUGUUCCGAGAAAUGUCUACAUAUGUCUUUUUUGUCCUUACUGGGUAUAAGUUCCGAGCAGCAUCUGCAAAUCCAUAUUUUACAUUAACUAACGAUGAGAUUCAAGCUGAUGAGGAUGAUGAGAUGGAUGUCGUUGUUUCUGGAGGUAGUGGUAUCACUGAAGGUCUCAGUAAAGUUAGCAAAGUUCCGAAAGUUUUAAGGCCUGUGACUUCGGAUAUUCCAUCUACUCAGGAGGAGAGAGACUGUUUAUUUAAUAAGACAGAAACUUCUCAUGAUUACCACUGAACAAUGUAGAAGUUAGUCGUAAUAUAACAAUUUCAGUAUAAACUAACAAAAGUAAAAGACUCGUUUUUUGUCUUUUAAUAUUUUAAAACAGUGCCAGCAAAAGUAACACCCAGUGUGAACGAAGUUUAAAACCUGUCGAACGAAGACAAAAAUACGUAGUUUAAGGUAUCAUCAAUCUUUAAAUUUAUUUUGUAUAUUUUGUACAACAGAAAAUUUUUUUUUAUUUAUAAGAACACAUAUUGUGUUUCUUUUUUAUAUACUAAAUUUGCGGUAUAUAUUUUUAAUUGAUCUUAAUUUGGAUUUAAUUUUACGUAGAAAUCGUUCGGUUCAACACUUAAUAUCAUUUUUUUUUUUUUAUAUAUUUCAUUCCACAAUAAAUUUUGUUAUAUAAAUACAUAUAUCAUCUGCUUCCCAAAAUGUAACUGUAAUUUGAAAUUUAAUGUAAUUUAUAAUUACUUGUAGAAAAUUAUAGUUAUUGGAAAAAAUUAAUAUAGAUGGUUUUAAAAGUUUAAUGUUUUGGAUACGCGGUAUAAUGUGAUUAUAUGUUUAGAAUCAUACUUAAAUGCAAGCUCAAUGAGAGUAAAUUCGUGUUUUGAUAUGCAUCUUGCUGUAGUUGAUUUUUCUUAGGCAUUUAGUGAGAUGGAGAAACAUUUCCAUUUGUGUUUCCCAUGAUAAACUUAUUCUUUUUGAAGGAAGGACUUGCGCUAUGAGCGCUUUAGCAAUCUUGUGAUAAUCGAUGCACCAAAUUCGGUGUGAUCCAUUUUUUGUAAAGCACUUGAUAACCUUUUAUAUAGAGAUAAUUAUUGUGUCAAGAAAAAAGUAAUAUGUUUUAAAAUGUUUAAUGUGUCCCAUUAUGAAAUACUGUGGUUAUUAUUACUAUUAUAUGUACUGUAUACGCGUUAUAGUGAAUUAUCGUUAUAUCUGUUAUUAUUAGUACUUUAUUAUAUGUAAUAAAAGGGACACGUAAAAAAUGAAGUUGAAAAAAAUAAAAUGGAUAUUUUUAU
Molecule: messenger RNA, 2856 nt
Organism: Apis florea (little honeybee)
Lineage: Eukaryota; Metazoa; Arthropoda; Insecta; Hymenoptera; Apidae
Product: protein GPR107
Biological process (GO): transport
Cellular component (GO): Golgi apparatus; membrane
Source: RefSeq, a predicted model, not a curated record